AUGAAGAAAGUGCUUCUGCUCAAAGAAAAGAAACCAUUGAAAGAUCUUUCUCUCCACACGAUUCCCACUCACUCUCUAUCUCUCAAUCCAUUCCUGAUCCAAAUUCCUGAUCCAAAUUCCAGGGUUUCAAAUUGUUAAUCAGAUCAAGUUUCAAUCGAUUCCUCACUGAAUUCCCCAUUAUCUUCUUCUUCAAUCGAAGUUACAUUGAAUUCAUCUUUCAUCAUCGUACAUUGAUGAUUCCAAGCUCGUGAAAAAGAAAUGGAUUCUUCCCAAUCGGGGGGAAGAUACGAAAAUCUCCGAAUCAAGCGAACAACUUCAACAGCUUCUUCUACUAAAUCUGAUCCAAGCACACCAACAGUUCUACCAUCACCAUCAUCAUCAACAUCAUAUGGUGGCAGCGGAAGUCAAAAUUUAUCUUCAAUUCUAAACAAUCCACGUAAAUCAACUUCUGUGUAUGGAUCCGACUCUUCUUCAUUGUUUACUGGUUGGUUUUCUUCUUCCACUAGCUCUUCCGUUGAUUUCUCAUCCACACCAUUAGUACUUAAACAACAACCAGGUUCUGAAGUUUCUAAAUCAGAUUUCAAAUCGUAUUUGAAUGUAAUUAAUGAACCGUAUGGUAGAUUUGAAGAUAUUCGGAAUCAUUCGAACAAAGAAAAUCUUGAAAUCGAUGAGAAAGUAGAACAACAAGAAGAAGAGGAAAUUGAUAAGUUAGGGUUCAGUAGUACUACUGUUGGGCAAGGAGAAGCGUUAGUGAAUUGUUUAAGAGAAGUUCCGUCAUUGUAUUUUAAAGAAGAUUUUGCAUUAGAAGAAGGACCAACGUUUGAAGUUGCCUGUCCAUUUAAGACGAUAUUGGAGAAUAUCGAUUUGCAAGAGAAAUUAUCACACUAUUUAGAUACCGUUGAGUUACAUUUAGUGAAAGAGAUUUCGUUAAGAUCGAACUCAUUUUUUGAAGCUCAAGGACAGUUAUACGGGUUAAAUAUUGAGAUUGUUGAAGCGUGUGGACGGAUCCGUGAAUUAAAAGAGACAAUCAGGCUUUUGAAUAAGGAGUUAGUUGAACCUGCUAAACAGAUUCAAGAUUUGAAUUCAACAAGAAUAAAUUUGAUUGCUCUGCAGCAGAAACUUACACUUAUUUUAUAUGUUAAUCAAGCGCUGUCGGCUUUAAAACUGCUAGUUGCAGCAGCAGAUUGUGCAGGAGCUUUGGAUGUAACUGAUGACUUGCGCAAUUUACUGGAUACUGACGAGCUUGCUGGUCUCCAUUGCUUCCGUCAUCUACGUGAUCAGUUGGCAACAUCCAUCCAGGAUAUAAACCGCAUUCUUUCAGCAGAGUUCAUGUGUGCUUCCAUAUACGAUGUCAAAGAUGGCGGGUCUAUUAUUUUGGCUAGAAUAAAAGCAGGGAAUACUAGCCUUACCAAUGGAAAAGAUGAUGAUUUUAAGAUGGACGAGGAAGAAAUGUUCAGCUUUCGUGAUCGUCUUCUACCCUUUAUCGUUGGAUUGCUCAGAACUAAAGAACUCCCAUCUGAGCUGAGGAACUACCGUGAGGCACUUACUGCCAACAUGAAAACAGCAAUUAAGACGACAGUUGCGGAGUUGCUUCCACUUUUGGUUGCCCAACCCAUGGAGUCUGGUUUGAUGACGGGAGAACGGACACCUGAUGCUGAUGGUGGAGGCGCGUCACUCGCAGGCAAGUUGCGUAGCCUUGCAUCCGAAAGCUUCAUUCGACUUUUGGAUGCGAUUUUCAAGGUUGUACAGGUACAUUUAGUACGGGCAGCUGAAGUUAAAAAGGCUGUCGAGUGGAUCAUGUCGAAUCUGGAUAGUUGUUAUGCUUCUGAUUCUAUUUCAGCGGCAAAUGCGGAAGCAGGUCAAGAGCUCUCACCUUAUUCUCUUCAGAAGAAUGCUUCUAAAAGCCCAACUACAUCGGGAAAAGCAAAUGACAUCUCAAGUCCAAAUAUGUCAAGAAAUUUACGUGCUGAAGUGCUGCGGGAAAACACCGAAGCUGUGUUUGCAGCUUGCGAUGCGGCUCAUGGUAGAUGGGCUAAGCUCCUAGGUGUUCGUGCUCUUCUACACCCUAAAUUAAGAUUGCAAGAGUUCUUGAGCAUCUACAACAUCACUCAGGAUUUUAUAUCAGCUACAGAGAAGAUUGGUGGUAGAUUGGGCUAUAGCAUAAGGGGAACACUGCAGUCUCAGUCGAAAGCCUUCGUUUCCUACCAGCAUGACUCUCGGAUGGCGAAGAUUAAGGCAGUUCUUGACCAAGAAACAUGGACUUCUGUGGACGUCCCAGAUGAAUUUCAGGCCAUUGUCAAGUCGUUUCUAUCUUCAGAAGUGUUGACUAAUGGCGGUCAAACCGAAGCUCUUGGUAGCACUGAUAUUUCUUCAAAAGCUGAUGGUUCACCUGUGGUGCUACCAUCUCAGCUUAUUGGGCAGAAUGAGUCCAAUGAAACCUCCGCUGAUAGCACAGGACAAAUUAAAUCACCUGUUUCAACUGGGGAAGGUGUUGCUGGUAAUAACAACACAAAGGAAAGUGCGAAAUCCGCAUCUCAAACCCUCACUUAUGGUGCCGUUGGCUAUCACAUGGUGAACAGUGGUUUAAUUCUUCUGAAGAUGUUGUCUGAAUACGUUCAGAUGAAUAACUUUUUGCCAGCACUGUCAUUUGAAAUUGUCCAACGUGUUGUGGAACUUUUAAAGUUUUUCAACACAAGGACGUGCCAGCUUGUUUUAGGAGCUGGUGCCAUGCAGGUGUCAGGGUUGAAAUCAAUUACAGCUAAACACUUGGCUCUAGCAAGUCAAGUUAUCAGUUUUAUGCAUGCCAUUAUUCCUGAAAUCAGAACUGUUCUUUUUCUGAGAGUACCAGAGUCUUGCAAGGCAACAUUAAUGUCUGAGAUUGGUCGAGUAGCCCAGGAUUAUAAGGUACACCGGGAUGAGAUUCAUUCAAAGCUAGUUCAGAUAAUGAGAGAAAGAUUGUUGGUACAUCUCAGAGGGUUGCCCCAAAUUGUUGAGAGUUGGAAUAGGCCAGAGGAUAAUGAUUCACAGCCUAGUCAGUUUGUGCGAUCCCUUACCAAGGAAGUCGGGUUUUUUCAACGUAUCUUGUCUAGAACUCUACAUGAAAAUGAUGUUCAAGCUAUUUUUGGGCAAGUGGUUCAGAUUUUCCACACACAAAUUUCAGAUGCAUAUUCUGGUCUGGAGAUUACCACUCCCCAAGCAAAGAACAGAUUGCGUCGGGACAUUCAACAAAUUCUCGCUUGCAUUCGUUCUUUGCCUACUGACAAUACUUUUGACAAAGAUGGUGUGCGGAACUCAGGGAAACUUGAUGAGUUUUUGUUGCAAAAAUUCGGAGCUGAGAGUAGUCAAUGAUCGUUUAUGUAAAGUAGCAGAACUAUCGUAUUACUUCUAUGUUAGAGACUAACAAACAUUUUAAGGGGAACAGUUUUAAGAGAUUCAAAAGUCCCAACUCUUUGCUGGUGCGCUGGAAUUGUACAAUUAGGUGAAGGGUUCUUCGGUGAAUAUAUGAGGAUCACUUUUUGAAUUUUUUUUAUUAAUAUGGCCGAGAUAUUGAACCCGGAUUUCAUUGGCAGGCAUGUUUUUACCCUUCUACUACUAAAUUCCAUCUUCUUAAAGAACUUACACUAAAAUUCCCCACUUGAGCUUUUCCCAUGAUUGAAUUUUUUAGGCCUAGAAUAGAAUGGUGAUUUUGAGCUGACUUUUGAACACCAAGUAGUCUUUUCGUUUUCUUCUCUUUUGUUUUUCAGUUCCUUUGUUAUAGUUUAUUUCUUGGGAGGGAUGCUAUAAAUGUACCAUUGAGCAAAUUAUUUUUCUAUUGCAGAACAAAGGAUCAGAAAAGUGCUGAUGUACGAAGCAACAACCCACCUGAAUCAUUAUUUCAAAGCCUUUCAUUAUUCAACAGUUACAGAAUUGAAUCUCCCAAACGGUUUUGAGGAAAGAAAUGAGCACUAUGUAUGAAACAACAAUAACUGCUUGUUUUACAACCUUAUCAGAAAUUACCUUUAAUUUUUUUUUUCAUUAGAAAAUAAAUAAACUGUAAAAUCACUUUCCUAUUAUGGAACCUCAAUGGGCGGCGGUGGAGAUCGCACUUGCCGGAUAUGACCAGGUAUCAUAUCAGAUUUGGAAGUUGUGUUUCAGUAGGAAUUUGUUUAUUUCAUGGCCUA
This is a messenger RNA of Papaver somniferum (opium poppy), 4160 nucleotides long. RefSeq names its product vacuolar protein sorting-associated protein 54, chloroplastic-like. Gene Ontology annotation, cellular component: GARP complex. The record is from RefSeq and is a predicted model, not a curated record. Gene Ontology annotation, biological process: retrograde transport, endosome to Golgi; Golgi to vacuole transport. The transcript has 20 exons. Lineage: Eukaryota; Viridiplantae; Streptophyta; Magnoliopsida; Ranunculales; Papaveraceae. The coding region runs from base 259 to 3348 and encodes 1029 amino acids. Gene Ontology annotation, molecular function: syntaxin binding.